AUGAACACAAAGAUCGCGGCCUUGGAGAGGGGAACCGUCCAAGAAGAAAGUUUCAGACCGGGCCAGCAUCCCUUUACAGUGGAGCCCAUGAGAGCAGAGCUUCCUAAGGGCUUUAAACCCCCUACGUUUGAGGCAUAUGAUGGGAAGGGCGAUCCCAAUGAUCAUAUCAGCUACUUCAACGCCAUGAUGACGAUCUACGAGUUGGCCAAGGCCUUUGUCAGCCGCUUCCAGAGCAGUGUGAAGCAGAAGAAGACCAACCUGUUGGCUGUCAAGCAGUGCUCUGAUGAGUCCAUAAGGGACUAUAUCGCCCUCUUCAACGCGGAGAGCCUGGAGAUCAAGGACCUGGACGAUGCGAUGGCUUUCAACGCCUUACAUAAUGGGGUCACCAACCACGACCUAGUGAAGUCACUUGCACUGGACCCAGUGACGACCAUGCCGCAGCUACUGGACCACUGCUACCAAUAUGCCAACAUGUUCGAUAUCAUGAAGGCAAGAAAAGCAGUGGAUGGCAAAGUCCCUGAGAAAAAGAGGGCAAGCAAGAAGGAUGAGAAGAGUGAGGACACCAAGAGAGCGAGGUCAGACAGGGACCAAAGCCCUAACUACACCCCGCUCAACACCACCAGGUCAAAGAUCCUCAUGGAGGUCUACGAUCGGGGCCUAUUGCAGUGGCCUAGACCAAUGUUCUCAAAUCCUGAGGACAAGAACAAGAACAAAUACUGCAAGUUCCACAAGGAUGUCGGGCACGAUAUCGAGAACUGCAGGCAAUUGAAGAGAGAGAUAGAAGAUGUGAUACAAAAGGGUCACCUGAAGCAGUAUGUGAAGGAAGACAUAAAGGACAACCCCCGAGGUCGUGACGCCAUGAGGAACGACCGGGGAAGGGACAACAGAGCUCGUAGAGGAGAUGAUCGAGAUCGCCAAGGUAAUCGACGAGAUGAUCAACGAGAGGUCCGCAGAAACUAG
This is a messenger RNA of Telopea speciosissima, 960 nucleotides long. RefSeq lists its product as uncharacterized. Bases 1 to 960 code for a protein of 319 amino acids. The transcript has 2 exons. The record is from RefSeq and is a predicted model, not a curated record. Lineage: Eukaryota; Viridiplantae; Streptophyta; Magnoliopsida; Proteales; Proteaceae.